CACACCUUCUCGCCAUAACGCCAAAAGCAAAGCUGUUCCGAAUGCACAAAUUUUAGUUUCAAUUUCUUUCAAUUGAUACUUUUCUGAUUGCUAUAAAAGUUUUUAUUGGAAUGAAAUACGUGUCACCCUAUUAGUAACGAUUAAAGGAUUGAGGGGAAAAAAUGGCAUCACCUGAGCAAGACGAAUCAGAAACAAUAGAUGAUGAAGCAACAGAGUUUCAGUGUCCCCAAUGUGAUGUAAAAUUUGACUGUUUACUUGCUUUAGACAAUCAUUUGAAAUUCCACACCAGGGAAAAUCUGUAUGAAUGUACAAAGUGUCAUAAAUCCUUCUAUUAUAAAAAAGAGCUGAAGAAACAUCAGUCGGGCCUCAAAAGCUGCAAAACCUACACUGUGCGGAAAUCUGAGAGAAUAUCAAAAGAAAAGAAUCUAGAGGAUGAUCAAGCUGAAAAUUCAUCUGAUAAAGAUUACCCUUGUGAGGAAUGUGAUAAGCGAUUUGCAAACCCUUACUGCUUGGUACGCCAUGUCAAGCGUGUACAUACCGGAGAAAGAUCUUUUUCCUGUUUAGAAUGUGGAAAAAGUUUUGUUGAUAAGGGGGAUUUAACCAAGCACAUGAAAAAUCACAAAGGAGAAACUGAUCUUGAAUGUCAUAUUUGUCAAAAAGUCUGUAUUUCUAAAGACCAUCUUGUAGAACACAUGUUCAAACACAAUGGUAAAAAUCGGUACCAGUGUUCUGUUUGUCAAAAAAUUUGCAAGUGUAAAAGUCAUUUAGAUGAACAUUUUAGAACUCAUAGUCGUGAAAGACCUUAUAAAUGUCCUCACUGUGAUGUAAGGUAUGGGUACAAGUCCCAACUUAGAGAUCAUAUUUUGGCAAAACAUUCUGAUGAUGGACCCAUCAUCAAAUGUAAGAAUUCAGAUAACACGAUGCUUCCAUCUCAAACAGAAUGUGACAUUUGUGGUGCGGUUCUAUCUCGACAAUCUUUAAGGCAUCACCGCCUACUUCACAAGGAGAAGCAUCAUAAAUGUGACCAAUGCGAGAAGGCCUUCAUCUCUAAGUACCGGUUAAUGGUUCAUCAAAGGGGUCAUACAGGUGAAAGACCUUUUAUGUGCACAAUUCCUGGAUGUGGGAAAGGAAUGACAACGCGAGAUGGUUUGCAAAGGCAUCUAAUUCUGCAUGAAGGACAGAAGAAACAUCAGUGUCCGCAAUGUGGUCGACGGUUCUUCUACAUCAGUAACCUCAAUCAGCACCUGAAAACCCAUAGCGAGUUGGACACAAAGCGGCAUGCAUGUUCGAAUUGUAAUAGAACCUUUGCAAGAAGAUCUAUGCUGAGAAAACAUAAUGAGAAACCAUGUCAUAGAUUUAUUUCACUUGUUUCCGAUAAAACAAACUCUAACACUAGUGGAGAAAGAAAAAAUAACUUGUACUACUUCCAGAAGGAUGGAAAUCAAGUACCAGUACAGGUUCUUGAGAACAGGGUUGUAAAUGCCACUUGUCCUAAAGAGAAAGUUGAUAAUAAUCUUGAACAUCCUUUGCAUGUAUCCUCUGAAGAUUCCCACUACAUUAUCAUUAAUCACCCUAAUGGUAAACAACAGAUAAUUAACCCUGAUUCCAUACUGGACAGUCAAUCAAACAAUUUUGUAGUGACUGAAUCAGUGAUGGAACAGCCGGAUUCUAAGUCUGUUAUAACAGUUGAUUCUACAGGUACCACAUGGAACUCUUCUGAACGAUUUUUGGAAGUUCCUGAAACUUACAACCAUUUUGAAGAGGUAACAGAAGAAGAGAAGUAUGCUUCACAGAAUAAUAUGAAAAAGGGAUAUUCACUUCUAGGUCAGGCCCUUAAUAGCACAGAGCUUGCCCCGGGACAAGAUUGGCAGAUAGCAAGUAAAGAGCCGGUCCAAAUACAAAUGGAGGUUCAAUCAAAUGACCAGACUGCAGACACCCAGUGGCAAGUACCCAGCAAAGCAAAUGUUGAAGUACAGACUGAAAACAAUUGGGAAAAUGUAAAUAUACCACUACAUGUGUUGUCUGCAGCCGGUAAUUGGCAAACACAAAACAUUGACCCAUGGAACCAAAAUGAUAACCAAGGCCUUGUACAAGCAGCUUCAACCACUUAUAUCCACCAAGAAGAGAACACGGCAAUGGAAGUCCAGAGUUCUCAACAAAUUGUUUUCAGUGAAGAUGAUUUUUCAAAUCUAAUGACACUUGCAGGAGUUUCCAGUGAUUCUGAAGCUCACCUGAGUCAAGUUGAUGAUGUUGUAAUUGUCACAUUUGGUCAGGAAUCAGUUAAGAUCCACACCAACAAAGUCCUAUCGGAACAAACAAAAGAAGAAAAAGAAGCAUUAAUAAGUGUUUCAGGUGAGUCUGCAACUCUUGACAACAAAGUAGAUGUUGCAACAAACAUUGUACCCAAGGCAGAGGAAUUGCCCCAAGAAGCAAUUGAAGAAAUACAGGUUGAUGAAGCUACAUGUAGUCCAGAUGCAGAGGAUUCAAAGGAGGAUUCAGAGUAUCCAGUUGUAAUGUUUGAGUGUCUCCACUGUCCAGAUGCUUUCAAAUAUCAUUAUGCAAUAGAGGAUCAUUGUGCAUUUGUUCAUCCAGGAAAAGAAGUCUAUAAGUGUUAUGAUUGUGAUGAAACAUUUAAUACGAACAGAAAUUUGAUCAAGCAUGGUCUAACACACGCCGGUAAUUCAUGUAACCAGUGUAAAAUCUGUAACAAGAUGUUUACACAUCCGACCAAGCUUUCAAAUCACAUGAGUCAUCACACUGGGGUAAAACCCAAGCGAUUUAAGUGCGCACACUGUGAUCGUAGGUUCCUCGAUAGCACCCAUCUUCGCGAUCACGCCAUGAUACAUUCUGGAGAUAAACCUUUCUCAUGUGAUGAAUGUGGAAGCAAAUUUGUAAGGAAACGUGAUUUAGAUAUCCAUGUUCGUAUUCAUACGGGUGAGCUUCCCUUUAAAUGUCUAAAAUGCAACAAAUCGUUCAGGGCUGAGGGAUAUCUUAGGAAUCAUCUUCUGGUACAUGCAGAACAAAAACCUUUCCAAUGUAUGGAAUGUGAAAGAGGUUACACUUCGCGUUCUAAAUUGACAAUGCACAUGAUGAACCACACUGGUAACAAACCCUACAAAUGUGAUGUGCCAGGCUGUGGAAAAUCUUAUAGUGACAAAAGGGACUAUAAACAUCAUCAGAUGAGACAUACUGGCGAAAAACCCCACAUAUGCUCUGUGUGUUCAAAAGGAUUUGUUAUGCGUAGCAACUUGUAUCAACACCAAAAGACACACUUGAAAUAAAUUUUAAGAAGUUCUUAUAUUUUGUUAAAAAGCAAAACUGCUUGAAUUUGUUCCUAAAUCAACUUUGUUAAUUUACAUUAAUUAAUUUCUGACUGAACAUUUGGUUUUCUCCUCGUUAGUUACUGCUGUUCAAAGCUGCUCAAUCUGAUUAAAAUACAGAUCUAUAUUUCGUUUCGUUUUUUUAUACUUUCGAUGGCUUACACUACAUGUACAUGAAGAUCUGACAUGUUGUAGCGAGACAUGUAGGUCGCGUCAGAGGUCAUACGAGCGCUUUUUUUACCCUAUGACAUCAGAUAUUUGAUUAACCAAUCGGCAUUGAUGUUUCUAAUGGAUUACCCACAGUUCCGUGCAAAACACGCCUAAUGCUUGCCGUAACAGACCGUUUCAUUGGCUAAUACAUGUACCUAACAACAUCCAGAACACGUCAAUGAUAAUGUAUCUUUAAACAAGGUAAAAUAUUAACAAAUUGAUUAUUUAACAUUUAAUAUUUAAUUAAGAAAACAAAACCAUAAAUGAACCGUGGAUAAUCUCCCGGGCUUGGAUUCCUUUUGAUUAAAAAGAGGCUAUUUAAUAUGAGUACCCAAUACUCAUAGAUGGCAUUGGCAGAUGCAGAAUGUUGGGAAAUUUUCCAUUCAUCAUAUUUUUGUAAAUACUGAAUGGCAUUGAACCAUGGUAAUAUUGUAGUUUGUAAGGAAUUGAAAAUCUUUCAAAUGAUGAUUGACUGCUUUAAGUUUAAGGUCUUGGUUUGUUGUAUUUUGAUAUUGUUAUUGAUAACUGAGUAAGAGAAGAAAAGUCGUUAUUACCAAAGAAUAUUAUAAAUUAAAUAUCAACUUAUUUAAAUUGGUCUCGGCCACAUGGAUUAUGUUUGUAUUAGAAAUAUUACUUCCUAUUCAUUAUACUAAAAUUUCAUAACCAUGACAAAGUAACCCCUUACAAAUUGGCAUCCACAAACAAAGUCGACCUUCUAAUGAAUGGCGUCUACAAACAAACUCGCCCCUUAUAAAUAAAUUGGCUUUGAAAGUAGUUGGAAAUGGAAUACAUAUAUUUUAAAUUGGUCAGGUACAUGUAUGUAGUUUUAGUUACAACAGAUUGUUAACUACAGGUAGCCUGGUUAUUUAGAUUUAUCCCCCUUGACUAACUUGACACUCAGGAGGUUAGUGCUAAAUGAGAAGGCCAGCUCAAUUUUUAGACAUAGGUCACGAAAUGUAAACAGGGCUAACGCUAACCCCAACCCUUUGAAAGUACUUGGGAAGUGAAUAGCCCGUAGAUAUAUUUGAUGGCUAUAUUUAACACAUCAGAAUUUAUUUUCAUUUCCAAAAUAAACUACGUCAUGAGGCGUAACUUUACACUAAUAGUCUCACGAUCUGUAUGGAAUUGAUUUCAAUGUCAUGUUUCGUUGCUUAGCACUGAAUGAAUUGAGUUUGAUUGUAAGCACGUGUAUUUAUUUGUUAUGAAUAAUUAAAUAGUUGAAUUUACUGAA
Patella vulgata (common limpet) is the source of this 4761-nucleotide messenger RNA. RefSeq names its product zinc finger protein 160. The transcript is spliced from 2 exons. Gene Ontology annotation, molecular function: DNA-binding transcription factor activity, RNA polymerase II-specific; RNA polymerase II cis-regulatory region sequence-specific DNA binding. Bases 162 to 3281 code for a protein of 1039 amino acids. NCBI's taxonomy places the organism in Eukaryota, Metazoa, Mollusca, Gastropoda, Patellidae. Gene Ontology annotation, biological process: regulation of transcription by RNA polymerase II. The record is from RefSeq and is a predicted model, not a curated record.